Molecule: messenger RNA, 1494 nt
Organism: Penicillium malachiteum
Lineage: Eukaryota; Fungi; Ascomycota; Eurotiomycetes; Eurotiales; Aspergillaceae
Product: SF3a splicing factor complex subunit PRP9
Exons: 2
Coding region: 1-1494 (497 amino acids)
Biological process (GO): mRNA splicing, via spliceosome
Cellular component (GO): spliceosomal complex; nucleus
Molecular function (GO): zinc ion binding; RNA binding
Source: RefSeq, a predicted model, not a curated record
AUGAUUCUGGAAGAUCAGCGAUUUAUCCACGAGGAUCUGGAGCGAUUGGAGCAAGCCAUCGCCGAUCGCGUGGCUGAACAACCUCGAACUCUCCGUGAACGUUUAGCGAAUGAACAUGAGAUCGCGAAGUUUUUAGACCGCAUCGAGGUCCAGUCGAAACGAUUGUUGGAGAUCUACAAAGAUGCGGAUGGUCUUCGUGAGAAAGAGGUGCAGUCGAUCUCAACAGGCGAUCAGUUCGAAGAAUUCUACAAGCAACUCGAAGGAAUUAAAGACUUCCACAAGCGAUACCCCAAUGAACCAGUUGAGAACCUCGAACAAGCAUACAAGCCCCGUCAACCUGGAGAUGUUGAAUCCAUGGAGAUCGACAAUAUGUUCACCGGCGAAGAGCGUUUCGGGAAAUUCUUCGAUUUGACCACCAUUCACGAGCAGUACCUGAACCUUCCUGGAAUCAAGCGCCUCAACUAUGUCGAAUACCUCGGCGUUUUCGAUACCUUUACCCCGCCAGCCAUGAACGUCAAGCGAAAAGAUAAGGUCUCUGAUAAGUAUUUCCGCUAUGUCACCGAGUUGGCUACCUACCUAGAAGGAUUCUACAAGCGAGUCAAGCCCCUGGAGGACUUCGAUGCACUGGUCGCUACUUUUGAUGAGGAAUUCGACAAGCAAUGGGAAGCAAAGGAGGUUCCUGGGUGGACAGAGGAGCAGGGCAGCAAGAGCACAGCAGCAGGUUCAGGCGAAGGAUUGUGGUGCUCAGACUGCGAGAAGGAGUUCACAAACGAGAACGUCUACCGAAACCAUUUGACCGGCAAGAAGCACAUCCGAGCCGCAGAGGCCAAAAAGGCUUCUGGCACAACGACUCCGGCUCCUCAACCAUCUACAAACCAAUCAUCUUCUCUCGCAAAGGAUUUGAAGGAGCGCGCUGUCGCUGGACGAGAGCACCGCGUGCGCUGCUUAACAGACAUACUUAAGGACGAACGAGAAGCUACCAGACACGAUGUCGUCCGCCGACAAGGCCUAACAGAGCGUGAGCGCCGAACAGAUUGGGAGGAUUUGAUGGCUGAGCAUGAGAGUCGUGGUGAGGGUCGUGCGGGUGAAGAGUCUGAUGAUGAUGACGAGAGAAUUUCGAACCCGCUGAAUGUGCCUCUUGGAUGGGACGGAAAGCCCAUCCCCUACUGGCUUUAUAAAUUACACGGGUUGGGAGUCGAGUACCCGUGUGAGAUUUGCGGAAACUAUGUGUAUAUGGGUCGUCGGGCAUUCGAUAAGCAUUUCGGAGAAGCCACUCACAUUUACGGACUGAAGUGUUUGGGAAUUACCUCCAACACUAACCUCUUCCGUGAAAUCACUCGCAUCGACCAGGCCAUGCGUCUUUGGGAGAAAUUGGAGCAAGACCGCAAGAGGGAACGCGACUCACGGGAUAACGUUGUGCAGAUGGAGGAUGCUGAGGGUAAUGUCAUGCCAGAGAGAGUCUACUAUGAUCUCCAGAAGCAAGGCAUUCUCUAA